Molecule: messenger RNA, 1329 nt
Organism: Macrosteles quadrilineatus (aster leafhopper)
Lineage: Eukaryota; Metazoa; Arthropoda; Insecta; Hemiptera; Cicadellidae
Product: trimeric intracellular cation channel type 1B.1-like
Exons: 8
Coding region: 115-942 (275 amino acids)
Biological process (GO): potassium ion transmembrane transport
Cellular component (GO): membrane
Molecular function (GO): identical protein binding; potassium channel activity
Source: RefSeq, a predicted model, not a curated record
CCCGACCGAAGCCGCAGCGGAGUCGGGCCGAGUCGGUUGACGUUGAAGCAGGGAAGGACAAAAGUAGGGCGGUAUCGGGGUUCGGACAGCACGUGAUUUUGACACAAAAUCGCCAUGGAUCCCGAGGCCUUCUUAGAUCUGGCCAACCAGGUCACAAAACUGAAAAUGUUCCCUUAUUUUGACAUUGCCCACAGUGUGUUAUGUGCUCUCCACGUACGAGAAGAUCUGGGACCAGGAGCACAGCAGUUUUCCCGCAAACACCCGUUGUCAUGCUGGCUGUCCACGAUGCUGGUGGUGUUCGCUGGGGGAAUGUUGUGCAAUGGAUUACUCGGUGAACCCAUUCUUGCGCCUUUGAAAAACACACAACAACUCAUGGUCGCCACUGUUGUCUGGUAUGUGGUGUUUUACACGCCUUUCGACAUUGGCUACAAAGCAGCAAAGUUUUUACCUCUAAAACUUGCAUUUUCUGCAAUGAAAGAAAUUUACAGGUGUAAAAAAGUUUACGACGGAGUAACACACGCAGCCAAGCUGUACCCGAAUGCUUACAUAAUCAUGAUCCUCAUUGGAACAUUGAAAGGCAACGGGGCUGGUUUUACAAAACUCAUCGAAAGGCUCAUUCGUGGCGUUUGGACUCCUACAGCAAUGGAGUUCAUGCAACCAAGUUUCCCCACCAAGGCCUGUAUUGUAGCGUCCAUAAUCUUUGUGUUGGACAAGAAAACAGACUUUAUCUCUGCGCCUCACGCCCUCGUGUACUUCGGUAUCGUUAUCUUCUUCGUUUACUUUAAGUUAUCCUCCAUACUACUGGGGAUCCAUGAUCCGUUUGUGCCGUUCGAAAACCUCUUCUGCGCUCUGUUCAUGGGUGGCAUCUGGGAUUCACUGGCUAAGGUGCUCGGCCGUGGCGGAGCCAAAGAGGAGAAGGCCGACGCUAAAAAGAAAGACUAAACCGACAACCUCACCCUUGUAUCACCAGGCAGGCCACUCCCAGUCGAACUUCGAAACGAAACCGACACAGACUGAAAAUAUCUGUGAAAACAAUUCAGUGCCUCAACAAGUAUCUCGGUGUUAUUUUAUCAAAAUGAUUCUCAAGUUUUAAAAUUAAAUUUAGUACACAAACCAAAGAUUUACGUUAGUUUAUCACGACAGCGUUUGAAGUGAAUAUCCUCUCAGUGGGUGCAGACGGAACACACUUCAGCGCUGUUUUGAAUUGUAUAUUAAUGUAUAUGACUAAUUUUAACAUUUUAUAUGACAAAACAAUGUAAGAUAUUUUAUUUAUUGCCAACCAUGAUAUUUGUAUUCUUAUGUGUUAUAAAGUUUUACCUUUAGUUUUAA